Molecule: messenger RNA, 2417 nt
Organism: Salvia splendens (bonfire salvia)
Lineage: Eukaryota; Viridiplantae; Streptophyta; Magnoliopsida; Lamiales; Lamiaceae
Product: dof zinc finger protein DOF5.3
Exons: 2
Coding region: 165-767 (200 amino acids)
Biological process (GO): regulation of DNA-templated transcription
Molecular function (GO): DNA binding; DNA-binding transcription factor activity
Source: RefSeq, a predicted model, not a curated record
GCACAUUUCUACAGCAAACCAACAUUUGCAACCGCCAAACACUACGUCCCCCCCCCUUCCCAAAAGUAGCUCUUUCUAUCCCACCCCACUCAAAAACCAAUCCCUAAUCUCUCUCUCUUCCCCCUCUGCAUCGAUCUCUUUCUCUACCUCUACCUGUGUAAUUAAUGGAUGCUGCUCAGUGGCCACAGGGAAUUGGAGUUGAAUGCUCAAGAAACUCAGAGAAGAAGCCAAGACCACAAAAGGAACAGCCUUUGAACUGCCCAAGAUGCAAAUCCACCAACACAAAGUUUUGCUAUUACAACAAUUACAGCCUCUCUCAACCUAGGUACUUUUGUAAGAGCUGCAGAAGGUAUUGGACUGAAGGUGGAACUCUCAGAAAUGUCCCAGUUGGUGGAAGCUCUAGAAAAAACAAAAGAUCUUCUUCAUCUUCUACAAAGAAAUUGACCCCACCACCUCAAAUUCAAAACCCUAAGCAAUCUUACAAUGAUCCGCCUCUCUACAGUGGAAUUUCUGAGCUAGUGGCUUUGCCAUUCACUCUCCACCCUCAAAACCCUAAUUUGCUGAGCUCAAUCAUCUCUGCUCCGGUUCACAAUUCCAACCCGGUGGUCUCCUCCGGUUUCCCUCUUGAAAACCGGUUUGGGAACUCACAGCAAGCGGUUCAAGGCGAUCCACCAAUCGUUUUCCCAUUUGAAGCGGUUGGAAAUCAAGAAAUUGAGCGUGAUUCGAACGGAUUCUGGACCGGGAUGUUCCCCGGCAGUUCAUGGUGAAACUACGUACGUAAUUAAUCAAUUAUAUAUUUUCUCUUAAUUAACAAUGUUUAGUCAAGAUAUAGUAAUGUUUACUAGUCUGUGUUGAUGGAUUUAAUUUGUUUUUGAUUGAUUUAAAUGGUGAUGACUGAUGAGUGGUGCGAUCAUUAUAGCUGAGAGUACAACUCAUGUUUUAUAUAUAUAUAUAUAUAUAUAUAUAUAUAUAGGUCGAUCGAUGCAUGUGUUGAUUCAUAUAUAUAUGUAUAUGGCCACUUGGUAUUGGGUAUUCUUGUGCUUUGUCAUGUCAAAAGGUGAAUGUCGCCACCCUUUUUCUGGUAUCGUUUAUCUUUGUUUUCUGUGCAUGUAUUGUUUAAUCUUUGCUACUUUCUCAUCAUCGAUCUCACUUUCCCCUAUUUAUGUAUACCAAUAAUAUAUCUACACUCCCUCCGUUCCAUAGUGGUGGAGAAGUUUCUUUUCGGCACGAGAUUUAAGAAAAAUUAUAUUAAGUGGGUUAGGUAAAGGAAGAAUAAAUUAGAAAAUGAAAAAGGUAGAGAGAUGAAGAUAGAAUAAAGUAAGGGAGAGUAAAGUAAGUAAGAAGAAAAUCCAAGCCUCCUAGCUCAACUGGUUCAGAAGGGAGACAAGGAUACCACCUCAUCCUAGAGGUCGUGUGUUCGACCCCUGGGAGGCGCAUCUUGGGGAUUAAUUUCCCUGGGGCCUAGUGGAUUCACAGGCCUGACUCCAGAGCUUCGGGAGGUGAUUAAGCCUGUACCCGUGCCUGGACCCAGGAGCUAGGGGAGGUGAAAAAUCCUGGACCCGUUCCUGCGAGGCUGGUGGAUCCAUUGGGUCCCACCUUGACAACGAAGCGCGUCUUGGUAAGACGCUUCACCUCCGACCGUUAGGCCGAGGGUCCGAGUCACUUCGGGGGUAGGUGGGGAACCACCAUCGAUCCUCCUUAAAAAAAAAGUAAGUGAGAAGAAAUGUGUUAGCUUUUACUAAAAAAGAAAAUGACUCCACUAUUAUGGAACGUACCAAAGUGGCAAAAUGACUCUACUAUUAUGGAACGGAGGGAGGGAGUACAUGUUUUAAGUUUCCAGUUGAUGCCAUGAUCAUAUAAUAAGAAAAUGCAUCUUUACCUUUUUAAUGUUUAUACUAAAACUGUUGUACAUACCAAGAACACAAUCAAUGCUAAUAUACAUAAACAAAUAUAUCUAAGAAUCUUCUAAUCUUAAUUUUGAUAGUUUAAUUUUGAAUUUCUUAUAUAUUUGAGGAGGGAGUUGAAGACUUCAAAUCCCUUGGUUAUGUGAAUAUAUGACCUCAUGAAGUACAUAGUAGUAUAUCAUUUGUGUUUAUAUGUAGAGGAAGGACACUAGAUAAAAAAUCUUUUUCUCCUAGAAUAUGUGUGAUACUAUAUGAUUUGUAUAUAAUGUUCAAUUGUCCAAUCCUUUUUGAUAAUCACAUAUCUAUAAUAUUAAUAGCAUGCAUACCUUUACAUCACAUGGUUGAUGGUAGAGCACUAGUGAUGGAACAAAGAAAGUUGUAAGAUUUGAGCGCUCUUAAAUGAGAGCCCCUCGAUCUACUGACACAAUAUAGUAAUACCUAUAUAUAUCUUGUGGAAUGUCACUUGCACUCUUUAUACUGUACAUCUUUAAUUAAUAAAGUAAUCUUUUUUUC